AUGCUGUUCUCGCCUAGUCUUCUAAUUAUUCUAUUCUCUCUGGCAACUGUAACUGCGGGGCCUUUGAGUACUCGCAAUAACGAUGGCUAUCAUCCGACCGGUGGAGAAUCUGCAGAUAUCUUAAUCCUGAAUGAUAGCUCACCAACUCGAGAUGUGACAGAUGAGUGGUGGUAUGGGACAGGUCAACAUCACUAA
Messenger RNA from Penicillium angulare, 195 nucleotides. RefSeq lists its product as uncharacterized. The coding region runs from base 1 to 195 and encodes 64 amino acids. The record is from RefSeq and is a predicted model, not a curated record. The transcript has 2 exons. NCBI's taxonomy places the organism in Eukaryota, Fungi, Ascomycota, Eurotiomycetes, Eurotiales, Aspergillaceae.